AUGCUUGUUCCGCUGCUGGCCCUCGCGCCAGCCGCCCUCGCCCUCUCCACGCACUCCUCCAGCACGUACUCCUACUACGGCUGCUACGCCGAGACCACCCAGGUCGAGGGCUCGGACCACUCCCGCGCCCUGGCGGGCGGCGUCAACCAGGUCGAGCCCGACAUGACGAUCCCCAAGUGUCUCGACUUUUGCUCCAGGGGGACCAACUACCGCUACGCGGGGCUGGAAUGGUCAAAGGAGUGCUGGUGCUCGCAGAGCUUGUCUGGCAUUGCCGCCAGGCUGGACGACGGCCAGUGCGAUUUCCCCUGCGGCGGCAACAACUCUCUUGCUUGUGGGGGGUCGUUGAAGCUGAGCGUGUAUAAGCGCAGUGGUGCGGCGGGGGCGUCGGCUCCGUUGGCCUUGUUGCUGGGAGGGCUUGCGGGGGCGGUUUGCUUGUGA
Messenger RNA from Ustilaginoidea virens, 438 nucleotides. RefSeq lists its product as uncharacterized. Bases 1 to 438 code for a protein of 145 amino acids. NCBI's taxonomy places the organism in Eukaryota, Fungi, Ascomycota, Sordariomycetes, Hypocreales, Clavicipitaceae. Gene Ontology annotation, cellular component: plasma membrane. The transcript is spliced from 2 exons. The record is from RefSeq and is a predicted model, not a curated record.